UUUCCCUGUUUCUCUUAGGCAUUUCCUUCGUUAUUCAACUGUUUCUUUUAUAUCUGUGCAUUGCUUUGACACUUGUUUCCUUGUGCAGUGUCUUCUCGGACGGAGGCCCUAAAGCGGAAGACGGCGAAGGCCAUGGCGGCCAAGAAGGAGGCCGAAGCAAAGGCCAGGGGCGAAACAACAGUUGGUGCCAUAGUCCAGGCGGAUAUGGCUAGGGAGAAGACUCCGGAGGUUGGUCGGGCGGAUGGGACGACCGAGAAAUCCUCCGAGGUCGUGAAAGUUCCGGCCCCCGAGGCUUCUAGGAAGAGGAAUAGGCCGGACGGCUCGUCUGAAGUCCGGCCGUAUGUUCCGGAGUGGUCGGUUCUGGCGACCGAUUCAAUUGCCAUCAUGGCCCCGGAUCGGAUCAAGGAUGUUGCAGGCGAUCUGUGCCGAUCACAAGUCCUUCCGGCCGACCGAGGGACUUAUGAUUCAGCUACUGCUCUCCAGGCAUGCGAGCAGCUGAUGUGCUUCCUCUCCUUGGCUUCUCCUUGGGCAGCGGCGGUGACCGACAAGGUCCAGGAUAUGCAAAAGCAGAUGGCCGGGGUCAACGCCCUCACUAUCAGGGCCAAUCUUGCUGAGGAUACCCUGGCGGCCCUGAAGACGGAACUGAACGCCGCCCACCAGGACCUGAAGGAUCUUCGGGAGUCCGAAGGCCGUCUGAAGGGACAGGUCGACACCCUGACCAGGAGGGUUCAGCGCCGCAACUUGGCGUUGAAAGCUGCCCGCAAGAAGGAGAAGAAGGCAAAAAAGCUCCUGGAGAAGACCGAAGAUCGGUUUCUGGACAUAGGCUACGAUGAGGCCGUUCGCCGGGCCCACAAGGAAGGGCUGGAUCAUAAGCUCCUUCUUGACGAGGGGGCUUCGGAUCCAGUCGGCCGUGAGGACCCGGACGACCCAAUCGCAGUCUCCUCUGAUCCAGAUUCCGAUUAUUCGGAGUAG
This is a messenger RNA of Daucus carota subsp. sativus, 972 nucleotides long. RefSeq lists its product as uncharacterized. The record is from RefSeq and is a predicted model, not a curated record. Bases 133 to 972 code for a protein of 279 amino acids. Lineage: Eukaryota; Viridiplantae; Streptophyta; Magnoliopsida; Apiales; Apiaceae. The transcript is spliced from 2 exons.